GAGGAAACACAGAUAUGUGAAACACUUCAUACAUCAGUGUUUGGCCAUGAUUAUGGAUGUGGCUUGUUUUCUCAUCUCUCAGAUAAAGAGGAGCUUUUCCAGAAUGUUUUGACCCAGGUAGCAGAGCAGUUCUCCAGGGCAUUUAAAAUCAACGAACUGAAGACUGAGGUGACAAAUCGCCUAGCCAUGCUGGAGAAGAGAGUGGAGUUCCAUUUUCAGCUUUGCAUCCAUGACAAUUACCGGAGUAAUCCAUUUCAUAAUUUCCGUCACUGCUUCUGCGUCACUCAGAUGAUGUACAGCAUGAUCUACCUCUGCAACCUACAGGUAUCCACCUGUUUCUUUAGCUCAGGAAAUCUGGAGCAUCAGAGGUAUCAGAUUAACGCACGCACAGAGCUGGCGGUAAGGUACAAUGACAUCUCUCCUCUGGAGAACCAUCACUGUGCCGUGGCCUUCCAGAUAUUCUCUCAGUCUGACUGCAACAUCUUUGCCAACUUUGAUCCUGAAGCCUUCAAACUGAUUCGUCAGGGAACCAUCAACCUGAUACUGGCCACAGACAUGGCCCGACAUGGAGAGAUUCUGGACUCUUUCAAACAGAAAGUGGAUUACUUUGACUUCACUAAUGAGGAGCAUGUUACUUGUCUAAAAAUGGUGUUGAUCAAGUGCUGUGACAUCUCUAAUGAGGUUCGGCCGAUGGAGGUCGCUGAGCCGUGGGUGGACUGUUUGCUGGAGGAGUACUUCAUGCAG
Messenger RNA from Sinocyclocheilus grahami, 744 nucleotides. RefSeq names its product high affinity cGMP-specific 3',5'-cyclic phosphodiesterase 9A-like. NCBI's taxonomy places the organism in Eukaryota, Metazoa, Chordata, Actinopteri, Cypriniformes, Cyprinidae. The transcript has 7 exons. The record is from RefSeq and is a predicted model, not a curated record. Gene Ontology annotation, molecular function: 3',5'-cyclic-nucleotide phosphodiesterase activity. Gene Ontology annotation, biological process: signal transduction. The annotation marks the transcript as partial.